Monosiga brevicollis MX1 is the source of this 864-nucleotide messenger RNA. RefSeq lists its product as uncharacterized. The coding region runs from base 1 to 864 and encodes 287 amino acids. Lineage: Eukaryota; Choanoflagellata; Craspedida; Salpingoecidae. The transcript has 2 exons. The record is from RefSeq and is a predicted model, not a curated record.
AUGUCAAUGCUUUUGCUCACGCGUGUCUCUUGCAACGCAGUACAACAGCUGGAUAGCAAUCAAGACUACUUUCAGAGUUACUCCAACGCGGCGCGUCGCGCCAGCGAGAUCUUAGCAGCGAUUGCCACCAUGGUCAACGACCGCCCCCCCCACAACCAGCUGAACAACCUCAAGCAUGCGCUUGACCAGCUUCCGAGCAUGUGCAGGGACAUUGAAACCCUGAAAAAUAUCAUCGCAGAUUUGACGGAGGCCAAUCAGAGCCACGCUGCCACCAUCGCAGAUUUGACGAAGGCCAAUGAGAGUCACGCUGCCACCAUCAAAGCCCUGACGAAGGACAAUGAAGCCCUGACGAAGGACAAUGAGAGCCACGCUGCCAUUAUUGAAAGCCACGCUGCCACCAUCGCAGAUUUGACGAAGGCCAAUGAGAGUCACGCUGCCACCAUCAAAGCCCUGACGAAGGACAAUGAAGCCCUGACGAAGGACAAUGAGAGCCACGCUGCCAUUAUUGAAAGCCACGCUGCCACCAUCGCAGAUUUGACGGAGGCCAAUGAGAGCCACGCUGCCGCCAUCGAGAACUUGGAAACCCUUGUGAGCAUCCCGAUUCAGAAGCGGCAAAUCGUGUCGAAAGCGGCAACGCUUGUCCGCGCGACUCUAAUCCGUCGUGUGAGCUGGUCAGCCAGUGAAGAUGUUAGCCGCCUGCAAGACCUUGGUGAAUACAUGAGCUGGGCUGUCCCCUUCAUCAUUCGCGAUGGCGGAUUUUACGGUCAAGUCCCAAAAGCAGGCGCUCCUCCUUCUCGUACCACCGAGAUCCACGAGGUUGUCACGAAGCUUUCGCAAGACGCCCAGAUCAACAUUGCAGAGUAG